This is a messenger RNA of Amyelois transitella, 1275 nucleotides long. RefSeq lists its product as uncharacterized. The coding region runs from base 1 to 1275 and encodes 424 amino acids. Gene Ontology annotation, cellular component: axon; membrane; dendrite. Gene Ontology annotation, biological process: sensory perception of taste. The record is from RefSeq and is a predicted model, not a curated record. The transcript has a single exon. Lineage: Eukaryota; Metazoa; Arthropoda; Insecta; Lepidoptera; Pyralidae.
AUGUCUUCGAUGAUUAUGACGAAGAACAAAGAAGAAUCCGACAAAGUGUCAGCGAAGUCUGAGGACUCUGAAGAAAACGAAAAUAAAAAUAAUAACAAAAUUAAUGACUUAAUCCACACCAUGCAACCAGUUUUGAGAGUAGAAAACUUUUUUGGAAUAUUUCGAUUCAGAAUAACUGCCGAAGAAUUACUGCCAACGAACAAAAAAAUGAAACUCAUUAGCAUAUUAAUGACGGUUGGGUAUAUUGCAAUAUUCUCCUUUCUCUUAAAACUACCUGCAGCUAUUACAGGAACUGGAAAACUCGUUGAUACUGUAGAUGAAGUGCCGUCAAUAGUGAUAUUGAUUCAAUACGUCACAUCAGCAAUCACCACAUGUUUCCUUCUAACCAAUAACAGUAUUAACAUCUUUACAGCAUUCGCAAAUAUAGAUUCUGCGCUGCAUAUUAAUACUAGCGAAGAUUUCUACAAAAAUGCGCGUAAGAGGUCAGUCAGAUACCUUGGUGCAUUUACAGUGUAUCAUUUCUUUGUGACUCCUAGCGAUCUUUCCACGGAUGAAGAAAUCACGUUCAGCAAACUAAUUGUGAUGCCGCUAUACUACGAAGAGAAUCUUGAAAUUCUAGUUUUCUGCUUGAUGAUCAAUAUGCUAAAGUGCAGACUAACAGUUAUAAAUAAUUAUUUAGCUAAGUUUAUAGAUGAAAAAGAGAAUACCAGAGCUGCAGUUUUCGUCGUCGGUGAACGCAAAACUAACGCUGAUAAUUGUUUUAAUUUGAUAGGCCGAAUGUCUACAAAAAAUAUGAAGAUACGCGAUUUAGCUGCAACGUACGAUAUAAUUGGCGAAACAUGUUCGCUAAUUAACCAAGUCUUUAACUACCAAAUCUUCAUGACACUGGUAUCUACGUUCACUUACAUAGUCAUAACCAUCUGGUCUUCUCUAUAUUACUUCCGAAGUAACGAAGCCAUUUCAGGAUCUAUGAUAACCAUCAUCAUUUGGUGCAUUACUGCGAUUCUCAAAGUAGCUGUAAUGUCUUUAGUAUGUGAGAGGUUGCUUCUAACAAGAAAUGACACUAAGAUCUUGGUCAACAAAGUCAUAAUGGACUACGAUCUCCCCAAGACGAUGCGAGUUCAGGCCAAAGCAUUCAUGGACUUGAUAGAGGCAUGGCCGCUUCGUGUGUUUAUCUACGACAUGUUUUCAGUCGACAUUACUCUAAUGCUGAAAUAUAUAAGUGUUGCAACUACGUAUUUGAUCGUAAUAAUUCAAGUCUCUCAUUUCGCUUAA